This is a messenger RNA of Magnolia sinica, 1212 nucleotides long. RefSeq names its product clavaminate synthase-like protein At3g21360. The record is from RefSeq and is a predicted model, not a curated record. The transcript is spliced from 3 exons. Lineage: Eukaryota; Viridiplantae; Streptophyta; Magnoliopsida; Magnoliales; Magnoliaceae. Bases 24 to 962 code for a protein of 312 amino acids. Gene Ontology annotation, molecular function: oxidoreductase activity.
GAGAGAGAGAGAGAGAGAGAGAGAUGGGGUUUGUAGAAGGGAAGAUCGUGGAGGAGAAGGUUUUCGGAGGAAAGGUCUUCCCAAAGACUCUCCUCCCCGGGAACACGUGCGAUCUAAUAGAGAUGGUGCGAGGUGAUCGUCAGUGGCUCUCGGAUCUAUUGCAACAGCACGGAGCAAUCCUCUUCAGGGGCUUUGGGAUAUCCUCUGCCGAAGAUUUCGCACAUGUGGUUGAAGCGUUCGAGUGGGAUGAUAUGCCUUACAUGGGCGCCACCACCCGUGUGAAGGUGACUGAUAGGAUCUACACCGCCAAUGAAGCACCACUUGAUCAGCUCAUCAACUUUCAUCACGAGAUGUCCAUGUUUAAAGAGUUCCCUUCGAAAAUCUUUUUCUUUUGUUUGGAACCAUCGCCGGAAGGCGGUGAGACGUCGAUAUUGCCAAGCCACAUUAUAGUAGAGAAGAUGGAGGAGAUUAUGCCAGAUUUCGUAGCGAAAUUAUCCCAGGUCGGGUUCAUUAUCCGGCUUAGUACUGCAACUGAUGCGGAUUCCGGCGACAAGGUCAUUAGCAAGACAUGGAAAGAGCUGCUAAAAACAGACAACCAAAUGGAAGCUGAAAAGAGGGCACUAGAGAAGAUCACGUGCAACUCAGUGGAAUUCCACGCUGAUGGAAGUGCCGAGUUCAUAUUCGGGCCGAUGGACCCUAUAAGGGAGUUGGGAGGAAGGAGAGUUUGGUUCAAGCCAAUGUUGGGCUAUACCAGCAAUGAGAGAGACAUCCAAAUCAGCUUCGGCGAUGGAAGCCCUUGCCCUCCAGAGGCCAUCGAAGCCUACAAGAAAAUCUUGGACGAGAGCUGCGUGGAUCUGAGCUGGCAAAAGGGAGAUGUCUUAUUGGUUGAUAAUCUUAGCAGCCAGCAUGCAAGGCGUCCUGGGAAGCCACCACGUGUCAUAUUGGUGUCCGUAUGCAAAUGAAUUGAGAUGGGUGUAUGCUUUUGUAUUUCAAUAAGUUUAUAAGAAGUUUAUUCUCUUUUGAGAAACAGUAUUGGACGUCCUCUAAGAAAAUUAAUAGUUGUUGUCAACGACUAAAAGACAAGAAAAUGGCUAUCUUGUUGCUAUAUAUUGUAUUAGAUAAAGCAAAUGGAUCGUGUAGAUUCCCGCAGGGUGCGCUUGGUUGCACCGAAUACAAGAUAUUUCAAGAUACUGGUGCAAAUAUCCUAACAUU